Molecule: messenger RNA, 2683 nt
Organism: Glycine soja
Lineage: Eukaryota; Viridiplantae; Streptophyta; Magnoliopsida; Fabales; Fabaceae
Product: pollen-specific leucine-rich repeat extensin-like protein 3
Exons: 1
Coding region: 1-2547 (848 amino acids)
Molecular function (GO): protein binding
Source: RefSeq, a predicted model, not a curated record
AUGGCCUCGUGUUGCUCUCUUCUAUUGCUCUCCUUAAUAUUCCUUCUUUCAUCAUCUGCCUCUCAUGCACUUUCCAAUGCCGAAGUCUCUUUCAUUGCUCGUCGCCAAUUGUUGCACUUACACGAGAAUGAUGAAUUAUCUGACAACUACGUAGAUAAUUAUGAAACAAAUUUAACUUUCUCCAACCCCAGACUAAAACUUGCAUACAUUGCACUUGAGGCAUUGAAAAAAGCAAUAUACUCAGACCCAUCAAAUUUCACAGCUAAUUGGGAGGGCCAAAAUGUUUGCUCUUAUAAUGGAGUUUUUUGUGAAAAGGCUCUAGAUGAUCCAAAGAUUGACGUUGUAGCAGGGAUUGACCUUAACCAUGCAGACAUCGCAGGUUACAUUCCCCCCGAAAUCGGAUUGUUAACCGACCUUGCACUUUUUCAUAUAAACUCAAACAGGUUUUGUGGGGUUCUCCCAAAAAGUUUUUCCAAGCUUAAGCUUCUUUAUGAGGCAGACAUCAGCAACAAUCGCUUUGUUGGGCGAUUCCCUGAGCCUGUGCUUCCAAUUCCAGACCUUAAAUUCCUUGACCUCAGGUUCAAUAACUUUGAAGGGGAACUACCUUCUGAGCUUUUCAACAAAAGCCUCGACGCUAUCUUUUUGAACAAUAAUCGCUUCACGUCCACAAUUCCUCAGAACCUGGGAUUUUCUCCAGCUUCAGUUGUGGUUUUUGCCAAUAACAAUCUCACGGGUUGCGUGCCUUCAAGCAUUGGCAACAUGACAAAGACACUGAACGAGUUUGUUUUGACCAAUAACAACCUCACUGGUUGCUUGCCGGCAGAGAUCGGAAAGCUCGAAAAAGUUACUGUGUUUGACAUAAGCCAAAACAAUUUUGUUGGCAUGUUGCCAAGGACCUUAAAUGGGCUUAAGAGCGUGGAGCACUUAUCCAUUGAACACAAUAAGCUCACAGGUUUUGUCCCACGUAAUGUUUGCAGCUUGUCCAAUUUGGUCAACUUCACAUUCUCUUAUAACUAUUUCAAUGGUGAGGAAGAAGGUUGUGUGCCUCCUAAGAAGGAUGUUGUGUUGGAUGAUGAGAGCAAUUGCAUACCGGAUAGGCCAAAACAAAAGGUCGCAAACGUUUGCAAUGUGGUGAUAAGUAAGCCUGUGGAUUGUAGCAAAGCGCAGUGUGGAAGUGGGAACCCAUCUCAUUCUUCCAAUCCUCCAACAACACCAUCUGGGUCACAGCCUUCCAAUCCUCCUAAAGUUGAGAAACCUACACCAACACCAACACCAAAGCCACAACCUCAACCUACCCCUUCAACACCAAAGCCCCAACCCAACCCAACCCCUUCUCCUUCUAAUCCUCCAACACCAAAGCCACAACCCCCUUCUACCCCUAACCCUCCAACACCAAAGCCACAAGAACCCAAACCUACCCCUUUUCCCUCAAAUCCUCCAACACCAAAGCCACAAGAACCCAAACCUGCCCCUUCUCCCUCAAAUCCUCCAACACCAAAGUCACAAGAACCCAAACCUACCCCUUCCCCCUCAAAUCCUCCAACACCAAAGUCACAAGAACCCAAACCUACCCCUUCUCCCUCAAAUCCUUCAACACCAAACCCACAACCACCCAAAGCAACCCCUUCUCCCUCCAACCCUCAAACACCAAACCCACAACCACCUAAAGCAAGUCCAUCUCCAUUCAAUCCUCCAACACCACAAGCACCCAAAGCAACACCACCACCAUCACCUGAGGAAGAUCCUCAUAGGGAAGCACCCAAACAACGACACAGACCUCCACACUCUCUGCCUCCACCAGUUCAGUCUCCUCCUCCACCUGUUCACUCCCCACCACCACCUGUACAUUCUCCUCCUCCACCUGUUCACUCACCACCUCCACCAGUUCACUCCCCACCACCACCUGUUCACUCCCCACCACCACCUGUACAUUCUCCUCCUCCACCUGUUCACUCCCCACCACCACCUGUACAUUCUCCUCCUCCACCUGUUCACUCCCCACCACCACCUGUACAUUCUCCUCCUCCACCUGUACAUUCUCCUCCUCCACCAGUUCACUCCCCACCACCACCUGUCCACUCUCCACCACCACCACCCGUCCAUUCUCCACCUCCACCAGUUCACUCCCCACCACCACCACCCGUCCACUCUCCACCACCACCACCCGUCCAUUCUCCACCACCACCACCCGUACAUUCUCCACCCCCGCCAGUUCAUUCUCCACCUCCACCAGUUCACUCUCCUCCUCCACCAGUUCACUCCCCACCACCUCCUGUCCACUCUCCACCACCACCACCGGUCCAUUCUCCACCCCCACCAGUUCAUUCUCCACCACCACCCGUCCAUUCUCCACCCCCACCAGUUCAUUCUCCACCACCACCCGUCCAUUCUCCACCCCCACCAGUGUACUCUCCACCACCACCAGUACACUCUCCACCACCUCCUGCACCAUCAGUUUCACCUCCUCCUGAUGAAGAUAUUAUUCUUCCCCCUCACUUCGGCUCUUCUUAUGCUUCACCCCCUCCACCUAUCAUCGCUGGAUACUAAAUAGGAUGCACAUCUUACUAACAUUUAUAUUAGUUCUUAAAUUUAAAGUUGCAACAUAAGCUAUAUCAACACAAUAAAAUAUUUUUCUUCUUUUUUUGAUGUAAUGUCAUCUAUUCAAUUUAAUUGAAUGAGCACA